CAAUAUCCAGCCUGGCCGAUAGCAGGGCGAGCGUACGGAGGGCAAGGCAGUACGGCAAACACGCAUACGCGCGCCUCUUUCCACCAAGCUCCCUUCCCUUUGCCUUCUUUUGCCCAACAUGCCAGAGGAAGAGGUCGGCGGUGGCGUCCCUUCUGAGCACAAACAGGGCUGGGGAAGUUUCCUCAAAGCACUCGCCUCCUUCUCCGGUGACCUGUCCUCUCUCACGGCUCCUUCUUUCAUUCUCUCGCCAGUCUCCUUGGUCGAAUUCCCAGCUUAUUGGGGCGAGCAUCCGGCAGAAUUUGCUGCUUGUUCCCAAGGCGCUGAUCCUGUUGAGCGAAUGACCAAUGUCUUGCGCUGGUUCAUCAGUACGCUCAAAGGCUCAUACACAGCGAGGAACACAUCCAUGGGAAGUGAAAAGAAACCUCUGAACCCAAUUCUCGGCGAGCUUUUCUUUGGCAACUGGCCCGGCAAGGACGACCGAGGCGAGACUGUUCUGACUACUGAACAGGUCUCCCAUCAUCCUCCAAUCACUGCCUACCACUUGGAGAACCAAAAGGCAGGCGUGACGCUCGAAGGUCACUCCGGUCAGAAGACCACCUUUUCGGGUCGCGCGAUCCAGGUCAAGCAAGUGGGCCACGCCGUGCUGCGCGUAAAGCCUCAAGGGGCUCAGGAUGCCAAAGAGGAGCUGUAUCUCAUCACACUCCCAACGUUGACCAUCGAGGGUCUCUGGUACGGUUCGCCUUACGUUGAGCUUCUCGGCACCACGCACAUCGCCUCGUCCACCGGCUUCCUCUCGACGAUCAACUACACCGGCCGCGGCUACUUUAGCGGCAAAAGCCACAGCUUCAAAGCGACCGUCUCGCCCAUCGCUCAGCCGACGCAAGCGCUGUACACGGCCGAGGGCGACUGGUCUGGUGUGAGCAAGUUCAAGGGCAAAGGCCCGUCCGGAAGCGAGAAGGAUGCGAUCUUCUGGGACGCUGGUGCUCAACGCGAGGAGAUCUCUGUAAAGCCGAUCGAAGAGCAGGGCCCGAUGGAGAGUAGGAAGGUCUGGAAGGAUACAGCAGAAGGUAUCCGGACGGGAAACUUUGACAUUGCUUCCAAGGACAAGAGCAGGAUAGAGAACGACGAGAGACAGAAGAGGAAAGAUGAGGCGGCAGCUGGUACGCCUCACCAACUCGAGUACUUUGUUCACGUCGAAGACGACACGGAAUACGCCGAGCUGAUCGGCAACUUCGGUGGCAAACCCGCCAACGAAGAAGCCUACAGGCGCAAGCCGCGAGUGCAUUAAUUACUAUGCGAACCGUAUUUCGGCUCUCCAAGGAACAUAUUACCGGAUUCUUUCUUAGUAUGAUCGUCUGCAAGAACGCUUCUCUGUCA
Molecule: messenger RNA, 1377 nt
Organism: Tilletiaria anomala UBC 951
Lineage: Eukaryota; Fungi; Basidiomycota; Exobasidiomycetes; Georgefischeriales; Tilletiariaceae
Product: Oxysterol-binding protein
Exons: 6
Coding region: 119-1288 (389 amino acids)
Biological process (GO): maintenance of cell polarity; endocytosis; exocytosis
Cellular component (GO): membrane; cytosol; intracellular membrane-bounded organelle
Molecular function (GO): oxysterol binding
Source: RefSeq, a predicted model, not a curated record